Messenger RNA from Amoebophrya sp. A25, 257 nucleotides. Lineage: Eukaryota; Dinophyceae; Syndiniales; Amoebophryaceae. The record is from the annotation of a GenBank genome assembly.
GGCCAGACGACGCUUUUCCGCCUCCUAUGCCCAUGAUAAAAUUUUACCGCCAGGUUAGAUCGGAAGGAAGGUGUUCAGGUGUUUCUGUCGGGACGACUGGACACGCGGAUGCUUCGGGGAGUUCGGACGAAUUACGGGAGCGCUCGUUUUGGUGGAGGGAAUGCCAUCCAGACGAACUCAUAGCGCCAGGAAGCGCACGGCGCAACGAAGAUUGUGCGGACCAAGUAGUGAGGCUUGACGAUGACGACCGUGACCCC